Poeciliopsis prolifica (blackstripe livebearer) is the source of this 2661-nucleotide messenger RNA. Its product is annotated as myosin heavy chain, clone 203-like. NCBI's taxonomy places the organism in Eukaryota, Metazoa, Chordata, Actinopteri, Cyprinodontiformes, Poeciliidae. Gene Ontology annotation, cellular component: cytoskeleton. Bases 1 to 2502 code for a protein of 833 amino acids. The transcript is spliced from 3 exons. The record is from RefSeq and is a predicted model, not a curated record.
AUGAAGGUGGGACUCGGGCAACCAGUGGCUAUUGUCCACGGCGUCACGAGAGGGAAAAGUCCAGAAAGCCAGAACGAGGUCUUCACUAGGAGAACGCACGGCGACACCAGGAAGGCAACAAAGAGAUUACUAAGAGAAGAUACUUGGGGAACACAGAGAGUUAACUCAGGGUUGGGUCAGAGUACCAUUACUGGCAAACACUCGGGCGAAAAAGUGCAGAAAACGGUCAAGAGACCGCAGCAGACGGUCAACAGACCGCAGCAGACGAUCAACAGACCGCAGCAGACGGUCAACAGACCGCAGCAGACGAUCAACAGACCGCAGCAGACGAUCAACAGACCGCAGCAGACGAUCAGCAGACCGCAGCAGACGGUCAACAGACCGCAGCAGACGAUCAGCAGACUGCAGCAGACGAUCAACAGACCGCAGCAGACGAUCAACAGACCGCAGCAGACGAUCAACAGACCGCAGCAGACGGUCAGCAGACCGCAGCAGACGAUCAACAGACUCCAGCAGACGAUCAACAGACCGCAGCAGACGGUCAACAGACUGCAGCAGACGGUCAACAGACUGCAGCAGACGAUCAACAGACCGCAGAAGACAGUCAACAGACUGCAGCAGACGAUCAACAGACCGCAGAAGACAGUCAACAGACUCCAGCAGACGAUCAGCAGACUGCAGCAGACGAUCAACAGACUCCAGCAGACGAUCAGCAGACUGCAGCAGACGAUCAGCAGACUGCAGCAGACGAUCAACAGACUGCAGCAGAAGAUCAAGAGACCGCAGCAGACGAUCAACAGACUCCAGCAGACGAUCAGCAGACUGCAGCAGACGGUCAACAGACUGCAGCAGACGAUCAGCAGACUGCAGAGACCUGUCAUCAGUCAGAAAUUUGUCAACAGAUAUCAGAAAACCGUUACCUUCUGGAUCAUGGCAGAAACGCUGAAUCUGUUAAACCUCCAGAACAGGGAGCAUGAGACUGAAAAUAAAAGGCUGUUAAAACUGUACAGUACUGAAACCAAAACCUUUGAAGCCUUCAGGAAUAAUGUAGUGACCAAAGACGAACAUGUUUUCAAAUUACAAAACGAAGUCAAAAACUACAAGCAAACCAUUUUGGAGAAAACCAAGAAGUUGGAAGCAUCUUUGGCUCUGAAAGACGCAGAGGUCAAGAAGAUAAAAAAGGAUAUAACACAGCAGUCUGUAAUUUAUGAGAUCAAAUUACAGGCAGAGAAAUCAGCAUCAAAGAAGGCGAGGUUGGCCAAGGAGAAACUGGAGGAAAAUAUCCAAAAUCUCAAAACAGAAGUUUCUAAAAGUAGAGAGAAACACAAAGACUUCAAGACAAAGAUAUCUGAGCUGGAGUCCAAAGUCCAAGACGAAAAGAAGAAGCUGAAAGACACAAAAAUAUUAAACAAAAGAAACAUUGAGGAAAUAUACCAGAUUGUUGAAAAUCGGAACCGUCGCAUCGAUGAUCUCCGUAUCAAAGCUGAAGCCAGAGACAAAGUUUUAGCUAAACUGCAGAUGAAAAACAAGGAGCUUCAGGGAACCAUAACGUGUUUGGGACAGGAAAUCACCGGUCUGAAACGAGAGAGAGAGAAACUUUUCAAAGAGAUUGAAAAUGAAAAGUCGAAAAGUGGAACGCUGAAAGUCAGUCUGAACGAAAGAGAGGAAAUGAAUCGAAAGUUGGAGGCCGAGUUGGAGGAGGAAAAGGAAAAACAUGACAAACACAAGAAGACGGUUCAAUCAAAAACCCUUGAGCUCCAACUUCUCAGUGAGAAGCACAACACCCUGAAGGCCAGCCACCGCGGCAUCAAGCCGGAGGUCAAUAAAUGCCACCGUCGCAUCAAACAACUGGAGAACAAGAUCAUCUCUAUGCAGUGUGACAUCCAGAGCUGUGUCGACGUGUUUCAUUACCCCAAAAAGUUUUUGCCUUUCUUUAUUCAGCUGAAGGAAAGACAUCUGGACAACAGCGCCGUCAUGGAGGCCGACAGCCACUUCACCGAGUUUCAUCACUACAUCAGGAAGCUCACGCGUAAAUUUGAGGGAACCAUCGCCAGUCAGAAGAGAGACAGGGACAAUCUGUCCAGGAUGCUGUAUAAGUUGGAACGCGCCCCUGUAGAAUUGGCAAGAGCCAACUUGGCUACUGAAAAAUACAACAAAUUAGAGGACGAAAAGCACGAGCUGGAGCUGAAGCUGAGAAACGCAGAGAAGGAGCUUCACGCGCUAAAAUUUUCUCCCAAGCCCAAAGUCGACUGCUGGCUCAACAAGCUUGUCAAACGAAGUAACAAGGUUCACCCAGCAGCAGACUGCAGCCAGACAGAGGAGCUGCCCCCCGCCAGGGCGCCCCCUGCAUUUGAGACGCCCCAAAAGGUUUCCGCAGAGCCAGCCAAGGCUGAAGAAGAUUCACACAAAGCCGUCUCCGACAGCCGCUGUCUGCCGACGCCUGAAACCUCUUCACCGACUCCGGUCCCAGACUUCAUCAACCAUCUGACAGAUGACAUUUAGAUUUGCGGCUGGUUCUGGGGAAGUAACCCUUUAACUGCCAUGAUGGCGUCCUCAUGACUGACUGGGAGUUUGGAGGCUGGUAGUCCAGGGGUAAAAUAAUACCGGCAAUUACAUUUUUGUGAUGUCACAUUUAGAAAAUGUGUUUUUCACCAUGCAGGU